Molecule: messenger RNA, 651 nt
Organism: Eucalyptus grandis
Lineage: Eukaryota; Viridiplantae; Streptophyta; Magnoliopsida; Myrtales; Myrtaceae
Product: putative B3 domain-containing protein At4g03160
Exons: 1
Coding region: 1-651 (216 amino acids)
Molecular function (GO): DNA binding
Source: RefSeq, a predicted model, not a curated record
AUGGAGAGAAGUCCCCGUCAAAGCAAUUUCUCCUCCACAAGCGUUGCUUUCUCUGAAGAGCCCAAAGAAAGACUCCAAGCAUCACUGCUUCUUUCCAUAUUGAAGGACAUGGAGUUGAACAAAGAGCAAGGAGUCCGACCAAUGCAACAACAUAGGCAAUCGAAAACCAUUCAAGCUAGUUCAUGUCCAAGUCGGCCACAGUAUGAUCCACAACACUCAGCGACCGGACUCCACUUGGUUCGGAUCGUGAACACGCUUAUUGACUCGAUCGGAGAUUGCAGCGAGCCAUUCGAGAAGCAAUUGACGACAAGCGACAUCAUUGGCAUUCAGAGCCGGCUGCUCGUGAACAAAACGGACUUUGCAACAUCUAUCUUGCCCUUGCUCGAGAAGGGUGACGACAUUGAGGUGGGAAUUCCGGUGAAGACGUUUAAUCCAGCGGGGAAGGCGUAUCCUAUGACGUUCAAAAUUUGGUGCGGCAGGUCGCAUGUAAUCACUAGCGGGUGGAAUUUAUUCGUUAAGGAUAACCGAUUGGAGGUUUCGGAUAUCGUUAGGGUAUGGGCUUUUCGCGACGUCUGGACCCGAGAGUUAUGCCUCUUGAUUUCUAGUAGAAAGCCGGAGGUGCAGCAGCCGAUUGAAAAGGAGGAGACGUGA